Molecule: messenger RNA, 1374 nt
Organism: Cucurbitaria berberidis CBS 394.84
Lineage: Eukaryota; Fungi; Ascomycota; Dothideomycetes; Pleosporales; Cucurbitariaceae
Product: RNA-binding domain-containing protein
Exons: 3
Coding region: 1-1374 (457 amino acids)
Molecular function (GO): RNA binding
Source: RefSeq, a predicted model, not a curated record
AUGUUUAUCGGCGGCUUAAAUUGGGAGACGACAGAACAAUCUCUGAAGGACUACUUUUCACAAUUCGGCGAGGUUAGCGAGUGCACCGUCAUGCGUGACUCCGCCACCGGCCGUUCGCGAGGCUUCGGCUUCUUGACAUUCAAGGAUCCAAAGUGCGUCAAUACCGUCAUGGUCAAGGAGCACUACCUCGACGGCAAAAUCAUUGACCCGAAGCGAGCAAUUCCACGAGAAGAGCAAGAGCGGACGAGCAAGAUUUUUGUAGGCGGUGUUAGCCAAGAAGCAACCGAAGAAGACUUCACGAGCUUCUUCAAGCAAUUCGGCCGCGUAGUCGAUGCAACGCUGAUGAUGGACAAGGAGACUGGUAGACCCCGUGGCUUCGGUUUCGUUACCUUCGACGGCGAUGCCGCAGUGGACGCCACACUCAAGGGCCCUCUCCAGAUUCUCGGCAAGCCCAUUGAAGUCAAGCGCGCCCAACCACGUGGCAACAUGAAGGACGACGAAGGAGGUGAUAACAGAAAAUUUGGCCGUGGCAACAAGUUCAAUAACCGCGACAAUGGCGGCGGUAACGGCCAAGGCAACGGCGGCGGCUACGACAACCAGAACAACCAGCAACAAGGUGGCGGCGGCGGUAACAGCGGCAUGAGCCCGGCCAUGAUGGCACAGUACUGGCAGCGCAUGCAGCAGUACUUCCAGUCGAUGCAACAAUCUCUCGCCGCCCAGCAGCAAGGCGGCGGCAUGCCAAACCCCAUGGCUGGCAUGGGCGGCAUGAACCCAAUGCAAAUGCAGCAAAUGCAGCAGCAGAUGAUGGGCGCAGGCAUGAACCGUGGUACUGGCUCCCCGAACCCUCAAAUGAUGGGCCAAGGGAUGAACCCGAUGCAGAUGCAACAGAUGCAGCAAAUGCAGCAGAUGCAGCAGAUGCAAGGUGGAGGAGGACAACAGGCAAUGAUGGCUGCUGGCCCGCAAGGUGGCCCACGACCGGCGUAUACAGCACAAGACCAGUUGAUGUUCGAGCAGCAGAAAUACGAACAACAGCAAGCACGGCGUCAACAGCAAUCGGGAGGCUAUGGUGGCCAAGGUGGGCCCACGAGCUGGGAGGGCAUGUACGACGACAUCCCGCAACCCUCGAUUCCUAGCGGACCUGGGGGCGCUGGACGUGGCAACUUUGGCAGCGGUAGUGGUAAUGGUAGCUUCAGCAAGCAGGGCAGCAGGGGCAGUCGUCAGGGCUCGUCACAGCCUCCUUCUGGACCGAGCCAGGCGCCUAUCAAUGCCCCGACCGGUCCUAAGAAUGCCGGUAAGCCCGGUGCGAACUAUCGUGGCGGUGGUAGGACCAACAACUACCGACACAACCCGUACGGCGGCGGCCGUGGUGGUUAG